ACAUCACGGUUGUAAACGGUCAAACACCCGUAUGUACUCGCAGCUUUGUGUCCGGUAAAAGCAUGUCGGUAAGGAGAGAGCCCAGCGGAGGAACUGCGGCGUCUGCGAAAUGCGCACCUGAAACAUAAAAAAAACGCGUCGAGGAGUCCAGACGAACGGUGACAAUUUAGAGGAACUGCUGGGGCCACUUUAUUUUAACCGCAGCAGACCAUUUGAGGUCUAAUGGACGGUUAAAACCACACAGCCGGGGCUUGAUCCGAAGACUCGCAGGCAGGUGGCCGGGUCUUUAAAGGGGGGAGAGAGGGAGAAGGGGACACCGUGUUCGUGCUCUAACCAGGACGGGAUUUCUCCUUGGUAGGGAAUGUUAUCCGUACUGUCUUAUGGCAGAUUGGUAGCCAGGGCUGUCCUGGGUGGGCUCUCUCAGACGGACGGUCGGGACUAUAGCCUGAUCACCGCCAGUUAUGGAUUCGGUAAAGACUUUCGCAAGGGGAUCCUAAAGAAGGGGAUGUGUUAUGGGGAUGAUGCCUGCUUCAUAGCGCGGCACAGGACGGCCGAUGUUUUAGGUGUAGCAGAUGGUGUAGGCGGUUGGCGAGACUAUGGUGUUGACCCAUCACAGUUCUCUGCCACCUUAAUGAGGACCUGUGAGCGACUGGUGAAGGAGGGACGCUUCACUCCUAGUAAUCCAGUGGGCAUUCUGACCUCUGGCUACUAUGAACUUCUACAGAACAAAGUUCCAUUGCUAGGUAGCAGCACAGCCUGUAUUGUGGUUCUGGAUCGAAGGAGUCACCAGCUUCACACGUGCAAUUUAGGAGACUCAGGCUUCCUAGUGGUGCGAGGCGGGGAGGUGGUCCAUCGUUCAGACGAGCAGCAGCAUUAUUUUAACACGCCCUUCCAGUUGUCUAUUGCUCCUCCGGGAGCUGAGGGAGUGGUACUCAGUGACAGUCCUGAAGCAGCUGACAGUUCGUCGUUUGACGUGCAGCUCGGUGACAUCAUCUUAGCAGCAACAGAUGGGCUGUUUGACAACAUGCCAGACUACAUGAUUCUACAGGAGCUAAAAAAACUCAAGACUACAAACUACGACAGCAUCCUGCAGACUGCGCAGAGUAUUGCAAAGCAAGCACAUGAUCUUGCCUACGAUCCCAAUUAUAUGUCCCCUUUUGCACAGUUUGCCUGUGACAAUGGCCUGAAUGUAAGAGGAGGGAAACCAGAUGAUAUCACGGUGCUGCUGUCUAUUGUGGCUGAAUAUACAGACUAAAAUGUGUGUGUAUGUGUGUGUGUGUGUGUGUAUGCUCUUAUCUGGGGCUGAUUUUUCCUCCCCAUCUGCCUGAGUCUUCCACCUGCAGCCCUCCACAAAAAUGCACUGCAGGCUGACAGGGGAGGCCCACCAACAGAAGUCACACUCACAGCAUGGCUGACAUCCACCUGUUUAAAAUUUAGUCUUUCUUUCACUCUUUAUAGCUUUCCUCUGCUGUUUUAAUUUGGUGCUUGAGCAGUUGAGGGACGGUAGGCAAUGGUGUCAUUUCCAUGUUGAUCAUGAUCCAGGAGGAGCUGGAAACACCAGGCUGAAUGGUGCUUUUCCAGUUCUCCACAUCUCACUGCAUGGCAUCAACUAUUUCUAGGUAAUGUAAGGCAGUCCAGGAGGGUUUGGAGUCAACUGAGGGCUUUAAAAUCUGUGAGCCUUUGUAUAAUAAAAAUGUGAUGUUAUAAGGAGUAAGCCAUGGGUUUAUGUGUCUUUUUAGAGAGCAGUGAUAAAGCUGGUUUUUAAUCAAGCUUUAUGUCUCUUGUUAAAGUUGCUCCACGUUGUAAUAUAGAUUAAGCAGAGGAUGCUGACAUGGGGAAGGAUGGGAGGAUAAAGUGCGAGUUUAGUUUGAGGUUGGGGAAUGUGAACAAGUAUUUAAUCAAAUCUCUAAAAAGAGAAAAUUAACGCUUGUUAAAGGUAAAUCAGGUUUUGCCACUUGGAAGAGGGAACUAUUGGUGCACACAUCCUAAUAAGUUGUACAUAUUUUUGUUUUUUGUUUUUUUAGGGCUGUAUUAAGGCCCUCUGUCUUUGGAUUUAAUUGUUAAAGCAGAGCACUAUUUCAUUACUAGUGUGGAUGAGAAGUUUGUUCAUGAUCACAUUGUCUUGUAUAGAUGAAAAUCUUGAAGUCAGCUUUUCAAUCCUGUACUUCCAGUUGCUGAAAUGAACAAAACAUUUGAAGGGAUUAUGCUGCAUUAGUUGUGUGUUUGGAAAGAUGUUAAAAUAUGUUCGCCUGUGGGUGUAAGUUUUACAAAUGCGUGCUGUCUUUAAUGGUAAUGUCUCAUAAUGCUUAAGCUAGCAUCUGGGUAUGCUUACAAUUGCAGUGAUAGGUCUGGACUAAAGUUAAAGGAAAAGAUUUUUUUAACAUUAUUUUUUCUGAAAAGUAACACGAUGAACUAAGUGUUACAGAUGACUAAAAGACCCCACCAUCUUAAAAAGAGUCAAAUGUGCUUUGUGUAUUUUAAUAUAUAUUUUUUUUUUAUCUUGGUUCCUUACAUCCUUUUGCAUUUUUUUGCUGCUUCUCUUUUUGUAAUUCAGAUGUCUUUAUAUGACUCAGAUGAUUUACAUGUACGUAGUUGUGUGUGUGUGCAAAUGUGUGUGCUGGAUUUCAGACUACACUCAUCUAAAAGACAAUAAUAAUCAAAGGGAGAUGGUCAUGAGCCAUGUUAACACCUCUUCUAAGUGGUGUAAACAAAGUCUUUACAGUUUCAAAGCAUGUGCACCAAAGACACUUAUUUUUGUGCAUAUUGAUAUACAUGUGCUUUGACUUAAAUCAUAAAGCAAUACUGCAAUUUCCUUCUAUUCAGAAUUGUGUGUGAUGGUCAGAUGUGUUGGUAGAAAUGUUAAGACUGAUGUUAAAAUGUGUUUCUGUGCUUAAAAGUGUCAAAGAACAAAGGUUGUGUGAUAUCCCUGUCAUUGUAUACAUUACAUAAAAACUGGUCAUCUGUAAGUAUGGUCAAUUAACCAAAGACGGAAAGCCAUAUAUAAAAUCAUGAUUUAAGUACUGCUCUGUAAGACCCACUGUAAAGAAGACGUCAUGUUGGUGGAUGCCCAUAUCCACAAUUUUGUUAAUCUAAUACUCAGAGUAGAAUGUACAGUAACUGCAUUGAUGACUCGCAGGUUCUUUCUUUGUGUCCGUUUGCAUUAAAGACUGAGUCCAUAAAUCAUGCAGCUAAGAGAGCAGUACAUCCAUUUUUUUAAAAAAUAACAUGUCAUAUCAGUUUAAAAUUAACUGGUCCUCCUCUUUCUGCAUCAACAAAAUGGAAACGGUUAAUUGAAUAUUUAUUACUCUGCUGCCUGUGAGGUUAUUUUUGCAUGUCUUGUGUAUUAGCUGCUAGCACCAUUUUUAAGCAAAGUUCUCCUAUUUGGACUCUGUUCAUGUCUUUCCAUUAUGAGGGUGAGCACAGUUUCAGCCUUAAAAGCAAGACCUGUAAUCAAGAGGCCUUUCCUGCCAUUGCAAGCUUGUCUCGUGUGUCUGCCAUGUUAGCCAGUGUUUGAUUUAAAAGAAGCAUCAUGCCCCAUCCCUGGUAUUUAUCUCCUGUUUAAGCCGUUCUCAAAGGUGCUUCUGCAGUCUGAUGGUAUGAUUGUCCUCUUUCCAGCAAAUGAAUGAGAGAUACACCUAUGUCUACAGUAUAACAAUGCAGGUCUAAUUUAUGUAAAUAUGUUUUAAAAUAUGUACAAUAUUUAAAUAAAGAAUCUAGUAUUUAUACUAAA
Messenger RNA from Melanotaenia boesemani (Boeseman's rainbowfish), 3730 nucleotides. RefSeq names its product protein phosphatase PTC7 homolog. The transcript has 6 exons. The coding region runs from base 362 to 1255 and encodes 297 amino acids. The record is from RefSeq and is a predicted model, not a curated record. Lineage: Eukaryota; Metazoa; Chordata; Actinopteri; Atheriniformes; Melanotaeniidae.